Dreissena polymorpha is the source of this 423-nucleotide messenger RNA. RefSeq lists its product as uncharacterized. The coding region runs from base 1 to 423 and encodes 140 amino acids. The transcript has a single exon. NCBI's taxonomy places the organism in Eukaryota, Metazoa, Mollusca, Bivalvia, Myida, Dreissenidae. The record is from RefSeq and is a predicted model, not a curated record.
AUGGCGGAGAUACGGCGUCGAAUUCGUCAGUUGCGAAGAGUUGUCAGGAUAGAGAGAGUGUUUCAAGAUAGGUUGAAUCCGCUUGAAGUCCUGUCGGACGAAGAGAUUCUUCGGCGGUAUCGCUUCCGUAGUAGAACAGUAAUGGACAUUGUGGAAGUGCUGUUCCCCUUCUUAGACAGGCCGACGAAGCGCUCGUCACCUCUCCCACCACUUUUGAGCGUCUUAGUAACGCUUUAUUUCUUGGCCUCGGGAGCCCACUACGUGGUGAUAGGGGACGUUCAUGGAGUUUCGGCGCCCUCUAUAUGCAGAUCCGUCAAUUGCGUUGUGAAACUGCUGGCGCGAAUGGGCGUGCAUCGGAUAAAAUUUCCAAGAUUACUUGGCGACACAAAGGCCAAGUUUUAUUCCAUUGCAGGUAUAUUAUGA